Molecule: messenger RNA, 238 nt
Organism: Meloidogyne enterolobii
Lineage: Eukaryota; Metazoa; Nematoda; Chromadorea; Rhabditida; Meloidogynidae
Source: the annotation of a GenBank genome assembly
UUAAAAUAAAUUUUUUCGGACUCAGCUCGAUGAGAGCUUUCGAUUGGUAUAUAAUUUGUAAAUUGUCGAUCAAUUUCGUCGGACGAGGUAGGACAAUUCACCGACAAUCGGUGAAUUUUUGCCAACCUCCACAGGUCGGACAGUUGUUCCCAGGCCUCCAAUUUUUUUUCAGCGUUAUAGACCCUAUCCCAACUUAGGGCCCUCACCCCAAUCACUUUUUGAUCCGACUUCACCUCUC